UGAGAAUUUGGUGGAACAAAGCUAGUUUUGAAAAUGUUCUUGAGUAGGCCAUUAGCCAUAACCAUAACAAUAAUCUUCUCCCUCUCAUGCCUUGAUUGCUUUCCUAUUGAUGAUAAGCGAAUUGUCAUCAAUGUGGAUCAUUUCGGCGCUCGAGGCGACGGGCAUACUGAUGAUUCGGAAGCAUUCAGUCGCGCUUGGAAGAAAUUUUGUGAAACAGAAAAAGGAGAGUUGUUGAUUCCUCCUACAAAGACAUAUUUACUGAAGCCAAUGUCUUUGGAUGGACCCUGCAGGCAAAAUCUUAAGAUGAAGAUAUCAGGAACAAUUAAAGCUUCUCCGAAUAAAAGAGAUUAUGAGGUUACAGGGAGGCUAAACUGGAUGGUUUUAAGGUAUCUGGACUACUUCCAUGUUGAUGGGGAUGGCAAUAAAGGCACCAUAGAUGGAAGUGGGAAAACCUGGUGGAAGGAUUCUUGCAAUUUCAAGGAAACAGCGACCUGCGACAAAGGUUUAGUACCAUUUUCAGUCAUGUUUGAGAAUUCCACAAAUUUGAAGGUGGAAAACUUAUCGUUUAAAAAUGCCCAAAAGAUGCAUCUGACUUUUAAUGUAACUCGAAAUGUUGAAGCUUCACACAUCAAAAUACAAGCUCCUGAAGAUAGCCCCAAUACUGAUGGGAUACAUGUAAGUGGGAGCUACAAUGUUACUAUCACCAAUUCUAACAUUGCCACAGGUGACGAUUGUGUUUCAAUAGUAAACAAAACAACAAUGGUUAGAGUUCUUGACACACAAUGUGGGCCGGGGCAUGGAAUUAGGUAAUCAAUUCAAGCUUUUUCGACAUGCCUUUUUAUAUGUGAAUAAAAUAAAGGUUGAGUAAUCGAAAAGAAUUACAAACGAAAGAAUUAAAAAAAAAAAUGAUAAAUUU
Molecule: messenger RNA, 916 nt
Organism: Cuscuta epithymum
Lineage: Eukaryota; Viridiplantae; Streptophyta; Magnoliopsida; Solanales; Convolvulaceae
Source: the annotation of a GenBank genome assembly